CUUGGGAAUAUUAGUUGACUCUGUGAAUCAGCCAUGAUACGUCGUAACUUGAAGAAAUUUUGUGUUUUUACGUAGGAAUAUUAUCGAAACAACAUUGUGAAAGUGUUAUGUGUGAUUGUUAACCCUAUAGGAUUACUAUUAGCUAUGAUGAAUUGGGGCACCGAGCUCUGGGAUCAAUAUGACAAUUUGGCUCUACACACGCUGAAGGGCAUUGAUUUUCUGGAGAGGUAUGGCCAUUUCGUCAAGGAUAGGGCAACAAUAGAGUUCGAUUACGCUUUUAAAUUGAGGCGUCUUUGCAAGAGUUAUCAGCCAAAAAAAAAGGAAGAGGAUGAAUAUCAUCAGUACACUUCCUGUAGAGCUUUCAAAAUUCUUACAGAUGAAGUGAACGAUCUAGCAGGACAACAUGAAGUUAUAGCAGAGGAUUUACAGUCCAAAGUGAUUAAAGAACUUAAUGCGUUAGUGAAGGACCUGAGGGAAGAGAGAAAGAAACAACUUCAGGAGGGACAGAGGCUGACCCAAAUUCUCCAAACUCAACUGGACACCUUGCAAAGGUCGAAAAAAGCAUACGACAAAGCAUUCCGUGAUGCAGAGAAAGCAUUAGACAAUUUCCAAAAAGCAGAUGCUGAUUUGAACCUGUCCAGGGCAGAGGUGGAGAAGCAGAGAACCAAUUACCAAUAUAAAACUCAAAUAUGUGAUACAACCAAGAAUGAAUAUGCGCAACAGUUGCAGAGGACGAAUGAACUACAAAGACAGCAUUAUAGAUCAGGACUUCCUGAAGUGUUCAGACAUCUGCAAGAGUUGGACGAGAAACGCAUCAAGAACAUAAAAAACUUUAUUUAUAGUUCGGUGAAAAUUGAAAGAAAUGUGUUUCCUAUAAUUAAUAAGUGUUUGGACGGUAUAUUGAAGGCGAGUGAUAUAAUUGAUGAAAAGGAUGACAGCAAAAUGGUGAUAGAAAGAUAUAAAUCGGGUUUUGAACCCCCUGAAGAUAUACCAUUUGAAGAUUUAUCAAAAAGUGGUAGUGAUUCAGGAAGUACACACAUAGUCAAUAAUAUCCAACCUAGUAAUAAAAUAAAAGAUGGUGUCUAUACUGUGAAAGGGACCAUAUCGGGAAAAGCAAUGAGAAAACGUACUGGAAUAUUCCAAAUUUUUGGCAAUAGAGGGCUUACAGAAGUCUGUAUGGCAAUAAAGCAUGCUGCAAUAUCUGAUGGAAAGGAUGACAUGAGUGACUUACCACCAAAUCAGAGGCGAAAAAAAUUGGCUCAGAAGAUUGCGGAUCUCAAAGCAAAAGUUGCUCAAGAAUCUGCUGCUAGAGAUGGUCUAAUGAAGAUGAAAAGUGUGUAUGAGGCAAAUCCCGCUUUGGGAGAUCCAAUGACAGUUGAAGGCCAACUAAAUGAAAGCAGUCAUCGUCUAGAAAAACUUCAGAUGGAACUGAAACGAUUCCAGGGAUACCUGGAAGAAGCACUCAAGAACCAAAACAGUUCCAGCAAUUCAGCGAAUAAUUCACCUCGUUUGAUAAACGGAUCCCGGCAUCAUCGGAACUCUGGGGGGAGUGCUGCCGAAGAGGAAUCUUUGAGCAGGUCCGCAAGCGAUAGCAGCGUUACUAAUCCUACAGUAAAUCAUAACAAACAAUCAGUACCUGGCACUCCGCAACUUAACAAUCAUGGUUGUUCAAACAGUCCAGAGAGUGGAUUGGGUACGUCUCACACUUCGUUGCCAGGAGUAGAUUCGGAUCCGGAUCAAUAUGAUGGUCAUCAUGUAGAUCCAGAAAGUGAAUACUAUGAGGCGGACCUUUUACCUGCUAUUGGAACCUGUAAAGCUUUGUAUCCCUUUGAAGCUACCAGUGAGGGUAGUAUUCCGAUGGCCCCAGACGAACUGCUACAUCUCAUUGAGAUGGACCAGGGUGACGGGUGGACAAGGGUAAGGAAGAUGAAUGGAGAGUGUGAUGAAGGAUUUGUGCCAACUUCGUAUAUAGAAACCACAUUACUUGAUACUUAAUCAUAGUUCCCUUCAAAAGUUGUCUCUUUUAAUUCUGAAAAGGAAAUGAUUGCAUUUGAGGGAAGAUGGGGAAAAUUAUUCAUGAUAGUUUGAUUUCAUACUAUAAAGUUGCCAUCCAAUUAAUUUCCCUACUUCACUUCUUGUGACAUAUUUGAUCAGUUUUAACAUAGUUUGAUGAAAUUCAUAAGUCAUAAUUUUAUUUUAAAGCUCUUGUUUUAAAUUGAAUCCUUUAAAUUAAUUCCUGCAUCCCAAAUUGCUAUUUUAUUUCAAAAUGUUGUACAAAAAUGUUCUUCAAUAAAAUCUUUGAUGAUAUGAUAUUUAUGAAUAUUGCGAAAUAAAAUUGUCAUUAACAACUUAGAAAAAUUUCUGUUCUAUUCAUUAUUAAAAACAUAUUUAUAAGAAAUUCAUAUCUUUUUCUUGGUAGUCUAAAUUCUGCUAUUUGUGAUGGAAUUUCGGAAAUAACUUUUCGAAAUAUAUUUUUGUAUUGUAUAUCUUCAAGUAAUUGUUAUUACUGGAAAAUGAUGAAGCAAUUAGCAUUCUUUUAAAUUUAAUCAAAUAUUAAUGGAUAUUGCUUUCCGCAAUAUAAUCGUUUUGCUUAGCACAAUUCUUUAUUUAAAUGAGAUAAAUCAAGACAUAUAUUAUGUUGAUGUUUAUUUUAGGGCUUAAUUAUUGUAUAUUUAAUUAGGUGUAAGUUUGUAUUGUGUAUAUAUGCUCAUCAUUAACAUAAGGUUCUUCAGUAAAAAACAAAAGUGUAAUUAUUCUUUACUCAAAAAAAUUAUGUAUAAACAAGAUUAUUAGCAUAGCUUCAGUUAUGAAUUAUUUUUUUAUUGUAAAUAUUAUAAUAAUGAAUAUCACUUGAGUUGAGACAAAUUCUUUAAAAAAAGCUUUCAGUAAUGAAUUAAUUUUAAAUGAGAACCAAUUCCAAUAACCAAUUACCACUUUCAAUGUUUCUGUACAAGUUCAUUAACUACUCCUAAUAAGAAUAGUACAUAAAUAAAAUAAAUGCAUUCUUA
This is a messenger RNA of Harmonia axyridis, 3008 nucleotides long. RefSeq names its product formin-binding protein 1 (gene Cip4). The transcript has 12 exons. Gene Ontology annotation, molecular function: protein binding. Lineage: Eukaryota; Metazoa; Arthropoda; Insecta; Coleoptera; Coccinellidae. Gene Ontology annotation, biological process: signal transduction. Bases 145 to 1995 code for a protein of 616 amino acids. The record is from RefSeq and is a predicted model, not a curated record.